Molecule: messenger RNA, 4224 nt
Organism: Trichomonas vaginalis G3
Lineage: Eukaryota; Parabasalia; Trichomonadida; Trichomonadidae
Product: armadillo (ARM) repeat-containing protein family
Exons: 1
Coding region: 1-4224 (1407 amino acids)
Source: RefSeq, a predicted model, not a curated record
AUGACUAAGAAAUGCGAAUUGCAAGAUAAGGCUAUGAAAAUUUUAAUGGAUAGCGCGACAAAUGAUCCGCUAAAGCCUAAAUUCAAAGAAUUAUUGAAGACUUUGCUUGCAAACAAAAGUUCUCUCUUUGUUUUAUUAGAUUGUAUGCAAAAGAGAAACCAAAUGCAAUUCAGCAUACAGAUAUUCGAUAUUCUUGCAGGACAUUUUGCGAAAUCACAGUUUAAUGAAGAGGAUUCUCAACGAAUUGCAAAUUCAUUCAUCUCAAUCAUAAAUUCAGAGCUUCCUUCAAACAUAAACAAACUCGAUAUCAAUACAAUUAACUAUUUACAAUCAUCUGCAUCAGCUGCGCAGUAUUUUUCUUCUUAUUUUAAAAAUGUCGAAACAACUAAUCAAUAUGUCUUAACAUUUCUCAUCUUUAUUUACGUUUUCACACACAAUACAGUACUGAAAGAUAAAGUAAUGCCAAUAAUGAAUCAAAAAUUAAUUUAUAAUGUGACUUCAUUAGCAAUUUUACGCUCAUUACCUAAUUCAGAGUUAAAAGAACAGCCUACAGUACGCGCUUUAUCAUCUGUUUUUAAGAGCUCUUGCGAUAAUAAUUUAGGAGAUUACACAAUUCCAAUAAUUCUCUCAUGUUUGCCACAUUACAUUAAUGAAACAUUAUCAAAAGAGUGCGCAGCAAUGAUACCUCUCAUACUUAAAAAGCUAAAACGCGAUAAUAACAACAUGAUUCAAUUUUCUCGAUUUUUAUUCCCUUUAUUUGAGUUUAACGAGACAUUUACAGUUGUCAAAGCUGCGAGCGAUGACAUUCUACAAGCAUAUAUCACAACAGUUAACGAUAACUCUCAAAUAAAUUCUACAGCCGAAUUAUCAGAUCCAUUGACAUAUGUGAAUAGCCAAGUAGCAAGUUCAUUUAUCAAACUAUGUGCUGCUCUAUCAGUUAAUAUAGGUUUACUCUUCCAAACCAAAACAAUUUCAUAUCCGACCGGAGUUUUGUUACUUUCUAUAUAUGUAGCACGAAUGAUCUCAAUAAAUGAGUUCGAUAGAUGCGAUAGAGAAGCAAUGAUUGGUGAUUUAUUGAGUGUUUGUCCUAAAUCAUCAUCUAAUUUCCAUUUAUUGAUAAUUUUAAGCGGUUACUUCGUAGUUGGAUUUAAUUCCAAACGAGGACUUGAAGUAUUAGUUGAUGGUCUUCAAAUGAACUCUCGGCAGGCUUGCAAUUGGAUGGUUUCGGAUGAAAUGCCAUAUGACACUGUUUUUCCUGUUUUAGCAACGAAUUUUGAUGCCGACAAAAGUUGCGAAUUAUAUCUACACACGUUGAUCUCAUUAAUUAAAUCGAAUGUUCCUCAGAUACCCGAUGAGAUGCCAUUUGAUGAUAGUGUAACAGCUUAUUCCGAUUCCAAUUUCGAGUUCAUUUAUGGAUUGAACAAAUUUGAUUCAGAUACAAUGGACAUUUCGGAUCUCCAAGGUGUUCCAACUCCAUCGACAACAUUGUUUUGUCACGUGAUAUCUAAAUACGUGAAUCAUCCAGAGCUUGGACCUUUAUUACCUUUGGCAGCAGCAACUGUUUCUCAACAGUUCGCAAUAGAUUUGACGAAAAACAUGAAACAACAAAAAAGAAAAAGAUCAAAAAUGGAAUUGAUCGCGAGUUAUUCGAAUGCUUUGUCAUCAUUAGAUCUACAGACAUUGCAUUCAUUAGCACAAACAUUCUUAUUACUAAGUCCAGGAGUAUCAAUGCUCUUCUUGGCCGUUUCUUUGCAGAGACUACCAUCGGAAGCCAUCAAAAGAAUGAUGCAGAAAACUUCAGUUUUUGCAACAACAAAUCCGGAAAGUUUUGCAAAAAUGAUAGCUUUAGUUGCUCAUUCUCAUCCAGAAAUAGCUUUGAACUUCUUGGAUACAUACACAGAACAGAACAUUAACAAGAGAAGAGUCUUUUUCUUCUUGAGAAGUAACCCAGAAGACAACGAACAGAGUUAUAUUGCGACUUUUCAAUCAAUUGGGUACUUUUGCAACUUUGUAGACAAUGGAUUCUUUAUUAAUGACUUUCUUCCGUUUGCUACGAGGUUCUUGAACAAACAUUUGACCCAUCAAUCCAAAUCUUAUCAGUUUAAUUCCGCACAAUUAAAUGCGAUUAGAAGAAUCAGCUCAAGAUUGGUUAAAUACCAAGACGACCAUAACGACCACAUAUUCCCCUUCAAGGAUUUCUUAGUCCAGUUCGUUUGUUCUUUGUUUAUGGAUGUUGGUGAUCAAAUUUUGACUGGAACUUCCCCGGCCAAUCAACCAAACAACCAAACAACCACCAAUAAAUCGACCAAGACUAAUUCCAAUAUAGUAGUUAUCAUACUACAAACACUUACCAGCCUAUUGCCUAUCCAUCCUAUUAGAAUUAAUGAUAAACACGACAGAUCUCUAGAAUUAAUUGUAUUAAUUCUACAAAACGUUACAGGAGAUGAGUUCAAUUCCAUUUUCAAAGCUGCAUCUGCUUUUAUAUUAGAACUAUUACGAACAAAUCCAACAGUUUUAGUUCUAAACUCCAUUUUAGGUCCAAUUUUCCAAAAUCUUUUGAAUACAAAAGAAUGGAGACCGAUCUGUAACUUACUAAGCCAGAUAACGAGCCAAUGGGAAUCCGUGAAGAUAGUACAAGGUGGCCCUUAUCUUUCCCAGUUAGUUACAUCGAUUUGUCCGAUGUUGACGAAUAUUUUACCUCUGUUGCCAAGUGACAUGGGAAACAUCGCGAUAAAUUGUGUGGAAAACUUGUGUUCUCUGCAAUGCGCGAUAAGGAACCAGAUCCUCAGCCUCCCAAGAUCAAUAAGACCUCCAAUGCCAUCAACAGAAUUUGCAGAUUCAGAUGAAAGGUGUCAUAUCGGUUGUCAGUUCACUUCUAAAAAUCUUUUGACUUCACAAGUCUUUGACAUCAUCAAGGGACUUUUGGAGAUUGUUUCCAAUGACAAGAGCCUCGAUGAACACAUGAGAGGAUGCAUUUUGGCUGCAACUUUCUUGUUGCAAGAAAGAGGAAAUGAAGAAUUCAGAGAUGAUGCAAAAAUUGUGUCACUUUUGACAAAAUUGUUAAAUAAAAGUGACAUAAUUUUAGACAUCUCGUUGAGAGCGUUCAAAGUAUUAUCAGGAAUGCGAUUCUUCUCAGUUGUAUCCAGCUUGAUCGCAAAUAAAUCAGAAGUUGAACCAUUUGCAUCAAAAAUUAUCACUUCACUUUUAGAAAAUGAGAAUUCUGAGAUGCAAUUAUUGACUGUUGUUUGCGAUAUGAGCUGUGAUGAGUCACAGGAGAAUUCAUGGUUCUCGACAGCAGCAUUUCCUUUAUUAGGAAAAGCUGUUAAAGAAUCAUCUGAUGAACAAUGGGCAAAAAUUUUCAUGGGUGUUGCAAAACACACAAAAGAUUCAAAUUCUAGUUUGUUCACUUCACUUUUCGGUUUCAACAACAUGACAGAGAUCUUAGAAAACGCAGAAGAAGAAAGACCAUUAGUUUUCACAAUGAUCACUUCACUUUUGCCAGAAGGAUUUGACUCUUAUUUUUCACUUUUAAGUUUGGAAUUAGCUGCAGCUAGUGUUGAGAAUUGCAAUGCUUUGUUGGGUUAUUUCUUCACUGAUUUAAGAGUUGCUGAUGACCAAACAUUCGAGCACUUGAUUGUUAUUCUUAAGAAACAUCCGUUCGAGAGUUGGCGUGAACAAGCGAAUUAUUUGGCCAUUUUAAUUGCAGACAACGUUUUCAGUUCACAAGUUGCAAUGAAAUGUGCUCAUGCAUACAUUGAUUCAUGUGAUGAUGACUCAUUAACGUUUAUAUGGUCAUCAAUCAUCUCUCAUGUCAUAUCUGAUUUCGAUAGAUGGCUCAGUUUAAUUGACGAACUCAGUUACAGAGUUGACGCUGUUGCUUUCGGACCAAUUAUUCCUUUGUUGGUUGUUCACGCGAAAAACACUGUUUGUGCAAAAGUUCUUUCAUUAAUUGCAGAGAGAGUUUGCAAGGGAGGAAAUGAAGAUGUUGUGAGCAAAGUUUUGAAGAGUGACAUCUACAAACACAGUGAUUUAAUCAGUGAAUUCUCUUCGAUGUUGAAGAGAGGAGAUCAUUGCGCUGAAUCUGUUGCAGCUCUCGCAAUUUUGUGCGAAAAUGUUGUUGAUAGUAAUAUCUAUGCAAUUGAGGCUAUAAUUGAUGAAGCAAUUAGAAUGGAUGGAAAUGAAGAUAACUGCGCAAUAUCUGUUUUACAAGGUUUGCUUUUAUAA